Sorex araneus (European shrew) is the source of this 2138-nucleotide messenger RNA. RefSeq names its product apoptosis enhancing nuclease (gene AEN). Bases 110 to 1141 code for a protein of 343 amino acids. The transcript is spliced from 3 exons. Gene Ontology annotation, cellular component: nucleus. Lineage: Eukaryota; Metazoa; Chordata; Mammalia; Eulipotyphla; Soricidae. Gene Ontology annotation, molecular function: exonuclease activity; nucleic acid binding. The record is from RefSeq and is a predicted model, not a curated record.
GCCGGGUCAUGUGGGAACUACUCGGCUACCUGGACGCCACGUGGGUGACGGAGGAGCAGCUCGGGGCUCUAGGUGGGGGCUUCUCUUGUUAGAGCAGUGAGCUGGCGGCAUGGUGUCCCCAGAGGCGAGUGUGUCCACCCAGUGCCUGUGCCCCUCCCCCGCUGGCCUGAACUCCAAGGACAUGCGGAAGAAACCUAAGAAGCGGAGCCGGCGGCACCAGCGCGUCCUGGCUCAGCGCUGGGGGCCGAGCCCCAGCGCCACCCAGGCUCCUGUGCCUUCGCUGCUCCCCCUGCCGCCGUGCCCCCAAGCCUCGUUCCUUGGGAGGCUGUCCCCCAGGGCGGCAAGUGGCCCCCGGGUGGCCGCCGGGUGCGUGACCUCUCCCAACAAGUGCGUGGCCAUCGACUGUGAGAUGGUGGGCACGGGGCCCCGGGGCCGCGUGAGUGAGCUGGCCCGCUGCUCCGUGGUCAGCUACCACGGCGACGUCCUCUACGACAAGUACGUCCGGCCCGAGCGGCCCGUCACCGACUUCCGCAGCCGCUGGAGCGGAAUCACGCAGCAGCACCUGAGCAAAGCCGUCCCCUUCCAGGUGGCCCGGAAAGAGGUGCAGCCUGGGGGCGCGGGGGGGUGCGCCCCUGGAGACCCGGGCCCGUGCCUGCCCCCGUGCUGGGUUCUGCGCCUUCCUGAGCCCCGGCCCGACUCCCACCCUCAGGUCCUCAAGCUGCUCAAAGGGAAGGUGGUGGUGGGCCACGCGCUGCACAACGACUUCCAGGCCCUCAAGUACGCCCACCCGCGCAGCCACACCCGCGACACUACCUGUGUGCCCAGCCUGCUGAGCCCCCACGGCACCCCGACGCGCACCCGCGUGUCCCUCAAGGGCCUGGCCUUGGAGCUGCUGCACAAGAAGAUCCAGGUGGGCCAGCACGGACAUUCGUCUGUGGAGGACGCCGCCACGGCCAUGCAGCUGUACCGGCUGGUGGAGGACCGCUGGGAGGAGCAGGUGGGCGGCCUCUGCGCCCAGCCGGAGGACCGAGAGGGAGACGGCAGCUCUGACAUGCAGCAGUUCAUGGAUGACCGCUAUUGGCCCGAGGACCUGACCCCUGGCCCUGGGGCAGGAGGGACGCGGGUUCCCCGUGGAGAGUAAGGGCGGGGAAAGCCCUGGAGUGGGCUCAGCUGCCUAGAGCUGGGCUACUGGCACUUUAGAGAUCAGGGGCGUCGGGACCUGCACCCCGGCCCCACAGGAACUGGUCGCUCACCUCGUCCAUGCGAGGGCUCUACGGUCACACGGAUAGCAGUGGAACCCGCUGGGAGACCUCUAGGGGGACAUGGUUUCCUUUCUGCCUGCCGGGAGCUCUGUCCCUUCAACAGGCACCCGCUCUGGGGACGGCAGCUUGUUUACUGUCACCUGGUCUGACCUGCCCAUGCCCCAGGUGAGCAAAGCUGGGGGUUCUGGGACUGCACCUGGUCCUGGGAGUUCCUCCAGCUUCUAGAAUGUUCUCCACAGGGCACCAUGGAGCCUGUGCCUCUUGCCAGAGCUACCUCGGGGGACGCCCGGAUAUGCCCACAGCUGCCCCUGCAGCUAGGGGCCCGGCUUAUCCCCCUUCUCCCUGCAGUGACCAGGCACGCAGUCUCCCUCUUCUGCCCGUGCACCUCCCUGUGCCCCCUCCUGCCGCUGGGCUUGUUGGGGAGCCUGGGUUGGUCUGUGGGCGAGGGGAGGAGGAUCAGAGUGCCGGGUCUCAAGCCUUCGGGAAUAAAGCCCCACGGGAGAGGAGGGUGACGUUGUCUGUGUGAAUUCACGGCUCCCCAGAUGGUGCUUGGGAAUGAGGCCGCAGUACUGGGACCCCGGAUCCGAGAUCACUCACACAGAUGCCGGGUGCUGUGGGUGUGGGGUCCGCUCUGAGAUACACGGGGUGCUGAGUUUCAUCAGGCAUCAAUUUAUGAGGGGAGGGGGGCACAUUGGGUGGCUCCUGGCUCCUGGGUCUGUGCUCAGGGAUCACAUGUGGUGCCAGGGUCUAAUGAGGGUUGGCAUGAGCCAGACAAGCAACUUCCCGCUCUGCUAUGUGCUUCGUCCUGCUAAGUUGACCAGGGUCCCCGAGGCGGAGGGAGAAAGACAACGGGGUCAGGAGGGCUGACAAGCAGUG